Calidris pugnax (ruff) is the source of this 767-nucleotide messenger RNA. RefSeq names its product WAP four-disulfide core domain protein 2-like. The record is from RefSeq and is a predicted model, not a curated record. The transcript is spliced from 4 exons. The coding region runs from base 181 to 558 and encodes 125 amino acids. Gene Ontology annotation, molecular function: peptidase inhibitor activity. Gene Ontology annotation, cellular component: extracellular region. Gene Ontology annotation, biological process: antibacterial humoral response; innate immune response. NCBI's taxonomy places the organism in Eukaryota, Metazoa, Chordata, Aves, Charadriiformes, Scolopacidae.
AGCCAGCAGCGGCAGAUACCUGAUACUCGGGUUGUGCAAGCACGAAGGGGGAGCCUGGCCCUGCCCGGCCCUUGGGAGCCACCCGGAAGGCCGAGCCCUCUCCCGCCCGCCGGCCCCACCUGGAGAAGAGCUUAAAGGCCGGCCGGGCGGCCCCGUAGGCGCAGCACCAGCACCCACACCAUGCCCGCGGCCCGCAGCGUGCUCGUCCUGGCGGGGCUCCUGGCUCUCUGGGCAGAGCUGCCUCCAGCAUCCGCCCAGAAUGUCACCACCAAAGCCGGCGUGUGCCCGGACCCAGAGACGACGGAAGCAGUCAACUGCACGGUGGGGUGCCAGUCCGAUGGCGACUGCGAAAGCACCCUCAAGUGCUGCCCGGCGGCCUGCGGCAAGGCCUGCCAGAAGCCCGACGAGAAGCCCGGCACCUGCCCGCCCGUCAGCCCGGGGAUCCCCAUGCUGGGCGUCUGCACAAACCAGUGCAAGACGGACUCCAACUGCUCCGGGAACCAGAAGUGCUGCAGGAACGGCUGCGGCAAGGUCUCCUGUGUGACGCCUCUCCACUGAGGCGCAGCCGCCUCCUGCCAGCCCGUCCUCAGGGAAGCUGCUGCCUGAUGCGAGUCCCACACGCCCAGACCCCGGCCCCGCACCGUCCCCCCCCGGCCCGGCCACACUCCUGGCUCAGAGCCUUCAUCCUCAGCUUCCUCUCCGGGGUCCCCUGCUCGGGGUGCGCCACAGCCCCCCGCACUCUCACCAAUAAAGCAGCCUCUCCCUGC